AUGAAAUCAGUCGAUACAUCCAGACCUUCCGGUUCUACCUUGAGCCUUCAAACGAGGACCUGCAACUCGGCACCGAAUCUACGAAGACGGAAGUACGGCUUACGGAAAUCUGUUCCAGCUGCAAUAGUGCUCUGGGCGUUUCACAAGAUCCCUGCGAAAGAAGGGCUAACAGCGCAGCGUUUGAUAAGUUUCCUAAAAAAGCACUAUAAAAUGGAUUACUCGACAAAAGGGAGUAAAUCACUGACGACCAUUUUAAGAUGUGCUGUUGAAUUUGGUUUGUUGCAUAAACGUGGAAACCGGUACUUCCUAACACACAGCGAAUCAUAG
Leptosia nina is the source of this 327-nucleotide messenger RNA. Lineage: Eukaryota; Metazoa; Arthropoda; Insecta; Lepidoptera; Pieridae. The record is from the annotation of a GenBank genome assembly.